Molecule: messenger RNA, 997 nt
Organism: Erinaceus europaeus (western European hedgehog)
Lineage: Eukaryota; Metazoa; Chordata; Mammalia; Eulipotyphla; Erinaceidae
Gene: PRR27
Product: proline rich 27
Exons: 8
Coding region: 263-877 (204 amino acids)
Cellular component (GO): extracellular exosome
Source: RefSeq, a predicted model, not a curated record
UUCCCUAUCAGCCUCGGCUCCUUUCUUUCAAGGUGCAGACUUCAGCCCUGAUUAUCUGUACUGUUGACUUCAUAGCUUAUAUACCUCUUCCCUUUUCCCACCUGGAAACCAGCUCCCUGUCAUGAACUCAGAUUCCAUGGUCACCCCAAGCAGCUGAACCUGAAUCGUGAAAUUUGAUGUUGAUUUGUUUCAAAACAGAAGAAGUAAUAUUAAUUUAAGGAUUUCUUACAAGUAUCUCUGAAGAAAAGCAGACUCAGUCAAAAUGAAGCUUUUACUUUGGGCCUGCAUUCUUUGUGUGGCUUUUGCAAAGAAGAAGCGUUUCCACUUCGUUAGUGAGAAAUUUUUCUCAAGCAAUGAAGAGGGUUACAACCGCCAUCGUUACCCCAUUAACCCAUCUCUGAGUAAUCCUUAUCCAGUUCCAGAGAAUGAUUUCUCUCCUUUCAAUCCUCCCAAAAAAAAUAUUCCUAAUUAUCCUGGGCAUCCUGACCCUGAAACAGGAGUAGCCUCAUAUCCCUGGAUUCUCAAUAAUCCUGGUGCCUCUGUCUACAACAUUCCUAAAAUCCCCUUACCUACCUGGCUGUCCCCUCCUCUUUCUGCUGGGGCUUCUGUCCAUGGCUUACCCCCUAGUUCGGCUGUAGGACCUUUUGGUUCAGAGAAUGCAGCUCCACCUCCACCCUAUGAACCUCAAGUCGAAUCUAGGACAGAAUCACCUGCUACAGGAGAAUUUGCUGAUAUGGCUAUCAAUGAACCUGAUGAAGCUGAGCUCUCUGCAAUCACACCCUCUGUGACCACACGCAAUAUCUUCCACCCUCCGGCAGGCAAUCCUGCCGUCCCAGAACAUCAAUCUUCUAAUUCUUUUACUCAGGAAAAGAAAUGAAAGUUUCUAAAGAAAAGAUCAACAUGAAUCUGCUUCUAUACUGCUAUAACAAUCAGUGAAAUCUGAAGAAUUUGCAUUCUCAAAAACUUUCAUUCUGUUAUAUUAAAAAUAUUAAUCUCA